UUCGACAAAGGCGGGUUAUGAGUGAGCGGUUUAGGGCGCCACUUAAAGUUCGAGCUAACAAACGAAUUAACGUGGUUGCGUCUUUUGAACUUGAGUGAGCAAGAACGACAAAACUUGCGGAUGUAAUAAUGUCGAACAGCAAUCGAAGUUUUCACGAAAGCUCUUAUGAUAUCAGUCCGUGCGACUCGACACAGACUAGUUCAAUUGCAGAUCAGCUAAGAGCAGUGAAGGACGGAGAAAUCUGUAUGGAAGACUAUAGGAAUUGCAGUGUCCUUCAAUGCAUGACAUGCAACACAGUGCUUGGAGACUCUCGCGGCAUCUGUGGGGAAGUCCAGAGCCUUCAGAGUAUCAUUUGUCUGAAAGUUACUGAGGAUGUGAGGGUGAAUAAAAAGCUGGAGAUGAGUUUGGUCGGUCAUCUGGCUUUCUCCACCUACCAAGUCCUUAACUGUGCUGGUUGCCAUGGUGCUGUUGGCCUGGUUCUUCACUCCACCCCAGAACAUCUGUCUGCUUUAAGAAAUCUCUUCUGUUUACAAAAAGAUCUGAUAAACUGCUACAUGCUAAGAAGUGGCACAUGUGUCAAAGCCUCCAAAAUCAACUUCAAACACAGACUCAUGGACAAAAAUAUUAAAGAGGUGAGUAUUUAUGCCCAUAUAUGGUGUUUAUUUUACAGGAUCAGCAUUAUAUUCUAUUAA
Sinocyclocheilus grahami is the source of this 692-nucleotide messenger RNA. RefSeq names its product protein Mis18-beta. Gene Ontology annotation, cellular component: chromatin; nucleus; chromosome, centromeric region. The record is from RefSeq and is a predicted model, not a curated record. The coding region runs from base 129 to 692 and encodes 187 amino acids. The transcript is spliced from 4 exons. Gene Ontology annotation, biological process: CENP-A containing chromatin assembly; chromosome segregation. NCBI's taxonomy places the organism in Eukaryota, Metazoa, Chordata, Actinopteri, Cypriniformes, Cyprinidae.